GUACUGGUCGGACGUUUAUGUUAAGUUACAGACCGCACUGGAGGUGUUGGCAGAGGUGUAGGGCAGACUUGCAUUUCAUGUAGUUUGGUGAACUGUGAGAGGCUUGUGUUGUUCUCUUAUCUCUUCCGUACAAUCUAAGCAACAAUGGGAAGAAAAAAAUCCACCGGUGAUGCAGAUGCAAGUGCUGAGCCACGGAGAAAGUCUCAAAGGUUGUCAGAGAGAGAGACACAGCCAAAACCACAGCCAGAAAAGACAAAGGCACCUCCAAAGAAUAAAAAGGUGAAAGAGGCAGCAAAGGGCAAGCCAGAGGAGAAGAAAGAAGAACCUCAGGCAGAGAAAGAAGAGGCCCCUGCAGAAAACGGGGAGGCCAAAGCUGAGGAGGCUGCAGCAGCAGAUGAGGCAGACGAAAAGGAGGGCAAGACUGAAGAGGAGGAUAAAGCAGCAGAGUAGAACUAAAAACCCCUAAAAACUCAGUUGCCAAUGCUCCCUGUACCUCCUUUCUUGUACAAUGCAGAGAAUAUUUUUAUCUACUAUUUUCUUAAGACAGCAGUGUUUUUAGGGAUGUGAUUGCAGAAAUGCAUUUAAAAAAUACUACAAAUUCCAUUCAAUUUCAUGGCUUCUGUGAAGGGAAAGUUUGUGUUUUGUUGGGUUUUUUUUUUUUUUUUUUUUCCAUUGUACUUGUUUUUUCUGGCUUCUUAUUUUUGCCUUUAGGUUGUAGUUUUCUACAACCCAAAGGCAGUCAGCAUGCAGUCAUGCCUAUAUCAGGAAUUUGAUGUUCAGUUCCAGGAGAGUUUACCUGAGAUAUUCCCGAGGCAUCUUGAGGGAUUUUGUGACCUGUACCAUUUUGGAAUUUGAUACAUCAUAAUACUAUGUGUUUGAUAGGAAAUCCGAUGAUUGAAAGUUUGAGAAUUGUGUUCUAUGCUAAGUAACAUCUUGUUCACAACAUUCACUUUAAUCAUGUUCAUUAGUACUGGAAUUAGUCAUGUUGAUUUUUAUUUUUAUUUUUUAAUGCAGUCUGUGAUGGUACAUUUGAGGACAGUUAAACUGAUCCAUAUUCUCAGCUGUGCUCAAAACAAAGAUGCAUUACGGAGUUAAUCAUCCUUGCUGUGGUUUAUCCUUUUAGGAUAACUGUAUUUUCUCCUCAGUAAAGAAAAUGUAUAUGCCACAAAUUUGUGGUUACAUGCAUUGUGGUUUUGGGUUUUCUCUACUAAUGUACAGUUUCCUCCUUUUUUUAAAAAAAAUAAAAUAAAAUAAAAUGUUUUCUUUGUUAUGAAUGGUAUAAAAUGCCAAUUAAAGUGGGAAUUUCUCUUAUGUGUUUAA
Xiphias gladius (swordfish) is the source of this 1320-nucleotide messenger RNA. RefSeq lists its product as uncharacterized. Gene Ontology annotation, cellular component: chromatin; nucleus. The transcript has 6 exons. The record is from RefSeq and is a predicted model, not a curated record. Gene Ontology annotation, molecular function: nucleosomal DNA binding. The coding region runs from base 145 to 450 and encodes 101 amino acids. NCBI's taxonomy places the organism in Eukaryota, Metazoa, Chordata, Actinopteri, Istiophoriformes, Xiphiidae.